Molecule: messenger RNA, 1481 nt
Organism: Lactuca sativa (garden lettuce)
Lineage: Eukaryota; Viridiplantae; Streptophyta; Magnoliopsida; Asterales; Asteraceae
Product: F-box protein At3g07870
Molecular function (GO): protein binding
Source: RefSeq, a predicted model, not a curated record
CAACACACCCCAUAAACAUAUAUACAUAUUGACAAUCUCACAAUCAUCAAUCCAAAGUCAACUAUUCUCUUUCUUCUGCUGUCACCACUCGCCACCACCAUCACCACCACCAUCACCACCAAAAUCCAGCUUUUAUUACCAGAAAAAAUGUCUCUUCUGGAUCCAUCGAUGGAAGACUUACCGGUGUAUAUCACGGCUGAUAUUCUCUCAAGACUUCCAGUCAAAACGAUCAUCCAUUGCAAAUGUGUAUGCAAGAAGUGGCUGGAUCUCGUUUCAGACUCUUACUUUUCCAAUCUUCAUCUCCAGAGGUCACCUUCAAGCCUCAUGAUUCAUCAUAAUCCUGAAAAGGAAAUGGCCAUUUACUAUAGAACAGGUAUUUUGAAGUGGCUAGAGGUUGAAGACGAACUCCAUCACCACAAUUUACACCAUGACCCAGUCAUGAGCCUCGACCUUAAUCUCGCACCCAUUUUCCAAGAAUCUCAAAUACACCCCGUAGGCUCAGUCGAUGGUUUGCUCUGUCUAUGGCAAUUUGGUUCUGAAAAUGAAAACACUUACAUAUGCAAUCCAAUCACCAGAGAAUACAUGAUCCUCCCAAAUCAACAAUACCAUAGAGAAUAUUUUGCAAUAGUUAUGUGUUGUUUCGGAGUCGGGUCAAUAACAAGGGAAUAUAAAGUGAUACGGAUCUUUCAAGGAGAUAUACCCACAAACCCUAAUUCAUCAUCUCCUCCGAUUCUACUAGAAGGUGAGAUUUACACCAUUGGCACAGGCCAAUGGAGAAAUCUUAGUAUUAUCCCUUAUUGGCUUAGUAACUUCAAUGGGAUAUUCUUAAAUGGACAUGCUCAUUGGAUUGUUAUUGAUCAGGAUUCGCCUGAAAAGCUUUGUGCUUUUGAUUUUGAUAAGGAGACGUUCAAGUUGUUCCCAUCUCCUCCUGUUGAAAUUGUAGAAGAAAGUCGUAUCCAUUUCUACAGUUUGGCUGUUCUUAAAGGUUGUUUAUGUCAAUCGGAUACCUUCGAUUCUCAAUUCACGAUUUGGGUGAUGAAGGAAUAUGGGAUCAAGAAAUCUUGGCAAAAAGAGGUCAUUAUCAAGCGAAGCAUUAGCCCGGAUCUUGAUUGGUUGAUGAGGGAACCUGUUUAUGUGAUUUGGGGUUUGAACGAUGGAACGAUUUUGAUGGUGUAUGAUGAAGAAAAACUGCUGGAAUAUUCUCCUCUCACAAGAACAAUUGUUGAUACUGAAAUAUUUCAUCCAUAUUUCACUGGAAUCGCUUAUCGACCCAGCUUUCUUAAACUCCAGAACUUCAGAAUAGAGAGAGUUCGUGUGUUCUCAGGGUCAAUAAAGUUGAUGUAAUUAUCACCCAUUUACCAGAUGAUUUAGAUCUUGAUAAUCUUUUAUUUCAUUUCAUUUGAUAAAUAUUAUAUUUUUUGUGUUGAAAAUUAUUCAUAAAGCAAUUAUAUAUUACUUACCCAAGUGACUUCAUUGCGGAA